This is a messenger RNA of Acaromyces ingoldii, 2190 nucleotides long. RefSeq lists its product as hypothetical. Bases 1 to 2190 code for a protein of 729 amino acids. Gene Ontology annotation, cellular component: plasma membrane. Lineage: Eukaryota; Fungi; Basidiomycota; Exobasidiomycetes; Exobasidiales; Cryptobasidiaceae. The record is from RefSeq and is a predicted model, not a curated record. Gene Ontology annotation, molecular function: potassium ion transmembrane transporter activity. The transcript has 5 exons. Gene Ontology annotation, biological process: potassium ion transmembrane transport.
AUGAGCUGUUGUGGUCGUGCCGAGUGGAAGCGCGAGGAGGUUCCUGAUCACAAGUUCGACUUCAUUGACGUGCGCGACUACUACAACAAUGGCUCACUCACGCGGCUAAAGUAUGUCUGGCUCUUUGCGCUCGUCGUCAAGUCGAUUGCCGUCUACAUUGCAGACAUCUACACGGCCAUUACGCUCCUAGCAUUCAAUCACUUCAACGGAAGCAUCUACAACAAGGUUCAGGACAAUCCUCAAAACACUAUCAGGGUGCCCUUUGUCUAUGGACGAUGGAUCUUCACCGGCUGCAUCAUCUUUUCCUUUCUUCUCUUGGCCUACGAGGCCCACAAGUCGCGGGCCAUCAUUCGGAGUCGCGACAUCAGCUAUGCCUACACCAAUGUCAUGGCAAACAACUACUAUAGCAUCCGGAGCUACGACCACUUUUGCUUCUUCAACCAGAUCAACAACUCCAAGAAGAAGAAGGACGAAUUUGCCUUCUUUAUCUUCUUCACCUUCAAAGGCUGGAAGAGACUGCUGGUAGCCGAUGGACCUCGUCAGGUCAUCAACGCUCUGACUCUGUAUGCGCUUGGCGAGACGUCGAAAUGGUCGACGAACCUCAACGACUACUACGAAGGCAACAUCUUCACUCUCAUCAUGCUUCUCACCAUGCUCUUCACCGUCGUCGUCUUUGCCGGUUCCGCCAUCCUUCUCAUCGUCGCCACGCUCAUGUACCUGCCUCUGGUCUGCUAUAUUCAGGGCAACCUCAAGGAGUAUUGUUGCCACAAGAUCGACAAGCGAAUCUCUGAGCUCGUACAAAAGAAGAAGAAGCAGAGGCUGGGCAAGUAUGCCGCUAUUGCUCGGGCCGAGGCCGCAGGCGACUUCAGCCACCUGAUGAACAAGAAGGGCAUCAUUGUCGGUCAGAAGAUGCAGCAGCCCACGCUUCCCCAGGUCGAAGUGGAUCUCUUGGACGACACGAAGCCGGCUCUGAAGCGGGGCGCUUCCAUCGGCAGCUCGGCCAACGGCGCGUACGGGGUAUAUGGCAGCGGCAGUGAAAAGAAUGUUUAUGGCGGCAACGAUGCCGACGAGUACGGCAGCACGGCCCACCUCGUCAACAAUGCUGGUGUCGAGAGCUACGGCUCCCCGCCGAGCAUGCCUCCCACUGCGCACAACUCUCCUGACGCAUAUCCGAUGCAGGUCCGCGGCGUCAAUGGACUCCAGCAAAACGUCGUGCGCGCGGCGAGCCCAAGCACCAAUCUCUUGGCUCAAAUGGGUCCCAUCGGGACCAGCCCAGAAAUCUUUGCCAAGAAGAUUCAAGGUCGCGGUUACGAUGGGAGUGAUCAAACGUCGACGCUGAGCAACGGCGGUCGCGCCCACGGAAAGAGCCCGUUGGCGCAAGGAAGCGGAGGCGGAACCUAUGCCGAAAGUGCAGGCCUGGAGUAUCCACCACCCCAGCACGCACAUGGUGUCGAAGGCGCAGAGUACCCGCCCCCGCCUCCAGCUGGAUCUGCUGUCAUGGCCCAGCCUCCACCGGCGGACCUCUCUGCGUACACGCCCUACUCGACAGGCGGAGAUGGUGAAUACCUUGACGUCGACCGGGCGCCAAGUGGCCGAAGCACCCAGGAGAUGAGCCGGGACAAUUCGGGCUAUGGCUACGAAGAUGUGUACGAUGCCUACUACCACGAUGAUCAUUCGCACGCCGGCGGAUACUCCACCCAUGACACAAGUCAAUACAAUGGCGGUGGCCGUAAUCAAGCAGGUAUGGAGAGCCACGACCAGCAGUCGCAAGCCUGGAACGAGCACCGGGCGUCGGAGAACGGGCAGAUUGCCUUUGAUGGCGGACAAUACCAGCAAGGAUACGCAGAUGGUGGGCAGCACCGACAUGAGAGCCACGUUGACGAUGGAUUCGAGGGCGUCAUUGCUGGAUACAACGGCGCACCUCCAGACCACCAAAACUACAAUUACGGGCAUUCCAACGAUCACGGGUAUUCCUACAACCAAGGACAGGCCUAUGACCACGGGCAAACGUACAGCCAAGGACAAUCUCAUAACGGGCAAUCUCAUGACCACGGGCAAUCCUACGGUCCACGCCCAGUCCACGACCAGGGGCAAGAUUAUCGACAAGGGCAGGGCUACCACCAAGGGCAAGACUACCAAUACGGGCAACACCAAGAGGAUCUCUACUACCAUCAAGCUCAAGCUCGGUGA